GAAGUGAUGUCAGAGAAUGCAGUUCGUUGUUAAAUGUCUGUCUCGCGCUGUCGGUGGAACCGUCGCUUGGUCUCAGUAACGUGGCCUUUCGUGGUGGAUUCACAACUGCAGGAGCUCGCACUCCUUGGCCGUGCCAUCUGAGUCGUGAAGGGCAAGUUAGCAGCCCCGUCCGAAGUUUAGAUCCAGGAAGGAUGAAACGAAAAGUGGUUAAAUUGAGUGGUCUUCGUCUUAGUCCAAAUGAAGAGGCAUUUUUGAUAAAAGAGGAGCAUGAGAGAAGACGAAGGUUAAGAAUAAAGCAGGUCAGAGAGCAGGAGCGUUCUAUUGCUGUGCAGAUCCGAGAGGAGAUAAAACAUCGUCGUAAUCAACAGCUUGAGCAACUAGCAAAUGAGUUGAAGGCUGAAUGGCAGAUGGCACAAAUGGAAAAAGCUCAGUCUCUAGAAAAACUUUACCUCUCUGGUUUGAAGGCAGUGGGUGAAGGACAUAGACAAGCUAAAGAAAAUGAACCAGAUUUGAAAGCUCACUCAAAACAGGCAGUUGUAAACAGAGAAAAAGCAGAGAAAAGGCACCGAGAAGCAUUAAGGGAGUUGAAGCAGCAAAAGGAUAAAGAGCAUGAAGUCCAAAAUAGGUAUAUCAAAACACGCAAAAAGGCCCUACUCAUUGAGAAGAAAAGAGCAUUAAAAAUUGCACAACUUCCACCACCUCCACCAAACCCACUUGCUGAUCUUGAAGUCCAAAAAUAUCCAGCAGUGAAGAUGUAUGACAUUGACAGCUUCUCUGAGACACGCUACCAUCUACCUGGACCUUUUGUGGACAGAGAAAGUGACACACCACAGAUUAAUGCCCAACAGACUGCACAAGAGGAAACAAAGCGCUUGGAGGAUUUGCAACAAGAAGCUGAGAUGGAGAGGCUGGAGCAGUUGGAGAAAGCUAGAUUGCGAGGCAGCUACGCUCUCCAGUUAGUUCAUUUAAUACAGGACAAAGAGAAACUGGUGAAGGAACUUGGAGAAAUGCAACAAGCUGAUCUGGCACGUCGAAGGCAGACUGUACCCCGGAUGCCACCCCAAUUGUUUGAGCCACCAUAUAGACUUGUGCAAGUAAAAGAGGAUCGGCAGAGGGAGAUGGAAUUUGCUUUUGAGGAUAUGUAUGCUGGUGAUCAAAAAGUCAGAGGUGACUUAAUAUUGCGACUCGAGCAUGAACCUUUACCGGCCCCAACUAUUGGAGUACAAGAUGAAGAUUUGGACCUUUCUGUUGAGCCAGAUGGAUUUCAAAAGGAAGAGCAAGAUGGAAGUACUACCCAGAAUGAUCUACCCAUACUCCACUCUGGUAAAAUCCGAGAUCUAGGUUUGGUAGCAUCCAGUCAACCUUUUACAUGCCAAAGUAAUGCAGCCUUGAAGAAACUGUUGACCAAGAUAAAGACACAGAGGGACCAUUGUUCAAAACCUGAACCAAAGUGUAUGAGCAAAGAUAUGACCAUUGAGUCUGGGUCAAUUACCAGUGGAAAAAAUGAUCAAAGAACUUUAAUGAAAUCCACAGCUAACCAUUUAAGCGAAGAGCAUCUAGAAAUACCGUCAGUGCUGAUUCAAGCCAAUAAACAGCAAAAUGAAGUUUGUGAAGAUGCCAUAAAGGCUAGAAGUGCAACCUUGUGUCACCCAAAAGAGCAAGCAACUAGAACUAGAUCUGAAAUAGACAGAAGGAAACAAUUACAUGAAUUAGAAUACAAAAAGCAACAACAGUUGCAUUUGAUCUGGCAAUCAGGACAACAGAAGCUGAAUCUAGAACCACAAGUGCAAGGCGUUCAGUUACAGCAGCAACAAAGUGAAGAAAUCCGAAUGCAAGAAAGAGUGAAUAGCGACUUGGAAAAGCGGUCACGGCAGCAGGAUGUGCAGACAAAAGAAUGGUUAAGAUGUCAGGAGCCAAGGAAAGAAAAUACCUUGUACGAACAAAGUACUUGGAGAUCCAAAGCUGCACAGGUGGUUAAAGGAAACCCACAUGUGAAUACUGAGUUGGAGCAUCACAAGUACUUUCUGACAAAUGAGCCAUCCCCAGAUGAUGAGCAUAUGUGUGCAAUUCAUCAGUACCAGCAGCACCUUAUUGAGCAAAACAGGUUGCAUAAAACAUCACUGGAAGGAAUCAGGAAGCAGCUGGAUGAGUAUCGGUUGAAAAAAGGAUGGUCUUUUGUUUCUACUACAGCAAAACACUUGUCUGAACAACAGUUGCCAUCUUGUAUAAACCAUUAUGAUAAAUCUAUUGGAUCUGAACUCAAAGUUGAUGUGACCAGGAAUAAGCCUGAAGUGACUUGUGCUCUUUCUGCUCAAUAUCCUAACUUUGAGAAUCGAUCUGGAACUCUGUGUCAGAACCAACCUAUAACUGUACCAUUUGUUCACUUGCAACAGACCAAAUUGCCAUAUGAGUUUACUUGUCAAUCACUACCGGUAAAUCAAAGGUUACAAGUACGAGUUGGCACUGUUUGCUUGCCUGAGAGUUCAGAAAAUGCUUCUGGUUUUUCACCGAGGCACCAACUUUUAAAAAAUUCUACUUUAUUCAAUUCAGCAUUGUUCAAAACUGCCCAGCAAAAUACUGCAACUGCUGAGUCCACAAUUAUACAACAACAAAGAGACAGCGUACUUAAUGCUGGAUCAAAUAGUUCUGGAGGCCUUGACCAUGUUAAUCAGAACCAGUCUGUUGUGUAUAAUGUUAGCAAUAGUGAAUCUGAUUUGUCAAAAUCUAAAAUAUUUAUCAUGCCUCAUGGUGUACUUGAAGUGAAUGGUGUGGAAGUAUCAGAACAUUGUGCUGCAACGUCAGGCACAGUUGAGCCACAACAGGGGCUAACAAAAGUAGGAUUAAUGCAGAUGUUGCAAAAUCAGUUAAAACCCUUAGAAGGACAACAGGGAACACCAGAACUUUCAGUGAGAACAUUGACACACUCUAUUCCUUCCUCAACCUUGACAAAAUCAGUUAAAAAUUUGAGCGAUCAAGAGAGAUCAUGUGCUGCAUCAACCGGUAUUCAGGUUCCAAAGGAACGUUUAAAAGACUUGCAUCAGAGAUUGUGUAGACAGAGGGAGAAUCUUGUUGCCACGCAAAUGUUACAAGAGCAAUUCAUGCACAGGCAAAAACUUUUGAAAAAAUCAAUGCAAGAUCAGCACAACACAUCCGAAAUUAAUUUUGUUGAGAAUCAGGACUUGAACACUGGACCAACCAAGGAGAAUUUCCAACUAAAAAAUGAAGCUCAGCUGGAAGAUCUGCAGCUAACAACUCCACUAAAUGUUCCCACUUGCAAAGGAAGUUAUUUGUCAGCAUCUCAAAAUGUUGAAGCACUCUCAAGUGAGGAUCAGUAUCAGCGACCUUCUAAGCCACCUGUAACCAAGCUAAGACUGGGACUUUUUGGGCUGUUUGACCAGCAUGAAUUAAGUGCAAUCCAGGAAGGAGAAUCCCCUAAAAGUGAUAGACUGUCUCUAUUUGUCAACAGGAAUACGCCUUUAGAUAACUGCUGUUGCUCAGAAGCUGAAGAGUCAAGGCCAAAGCUGAUAGAUUCAUCCUGUUCCUCUGAAAUAGAUUUGUCAAAUGUAUCAACAAGCAGCAGCCAUCAAAUGUCUAAUAUUUCAAAUUGCACUGGAGACUCCUUUCGAAUGAGCAGAAUGACUUGGAGAGAUAAACUGAAAUUGGAGAUUAGCAGUCUUGCAGGACAAGGUUCCUCUCAUGUUGAAAGCAGUAUGCUUGCGUUUCCUGGUCCCAUACAUCAUACAGCUAGUAAGGUGUUAUUUCCUUAUUCUUGGUCUGGUAAUAUUCAAAAAGCUCCUGAGGAAGGUCAACUAUUUUCCACAACACUAUCUACUGGGAGUUUACCUUCAAGUGAACCAACAGAUAUUGGUCCUGUCAGUCCAGGUGAUCAUUCCUCCGCUGCUCAUGACAUCAUUACUGGACAGUCAACUGCUCCCUCAACUUCAACUUCACUCUCUGUGAACAAGGACACAGCUGAAAAUCAAGACAUUGAUCGUUGUUGUCCCAGUUUAGAAGAAUGUAUUCCAACAGGAAGAAAGAUUCAGCAGGUAGUGGAGAAGUAUACUAGAAACCUAAACCAAUGGCUUAAUUCGACUGGAAAGAAUCAAGAUCCUCCAACUGGUCAUAACACUUCGACCCAAGGAGUACCUAAUUUCUAUCUAGAACUGCAGUCUUCACAACCAGAUUCAGAUCUAGAAUUUCAGCCUUUGGAGACCAUACCUGAUUUUGGUUUUUCAAGUACUUCAUUAUCUUCUACUUCCAGCAAGAAUCGAAAUGUCCUUGAUACUGAUCGCAACACACAAAAUCAACAUUCUAACUCAACCACAAACUCUGAGAUCAAGUCCUUUACAGACAGUAUUGAAUUCAGUCCUGACCAUGGAAGUGCAGUUUGCGAUGCAAGUCAAGGGAGCAAUUGCAUUCAGCAGAAUUAUGAUGCUGAAAAUGGUAGGUUGAACACUUUUCAACCACUUCAACUGAAAAUUAGUUCAAGCAAAUACAGUUUGGACACUGAUGAUUCCAGUGAAAAUGUAAUGUGCAACAGAUAUUCGGAGCAAGGAUUUAAUAACUGUGCCUCUUCAAUACACUCGCUAUGUUUUCCUCCAUUGGAUCUUAUAAGACAAGAAACUGUAGCUGCUGCUUCACAGACACUUGAAUCCACAGACCAGCCAACUUGUUCUGAAAAUACUCAGGAGGACUUUGGCUCGUUCUCCCAGUUAAAUGUAACAUUGAGUUCAGAAAAUGAUCACAACUGUGACAUUCCUAAUCAAAAUGGAAAACAUCUGGAGAAUUGUGAAAGCAUAACUUCACAUGCCAUCACUUUUACUGAGAAUAUAAAAUCCAAAAAGAUAAAUGAAGUGAGUACUUUGAAUGGUCAAACUACUGAACUUUCUAGGCUAAUAUCAGUAAGGAAAAGGAAUUGCACUGGAAGUGAAGUGCUGUGUGUUUCAGAGCAGAAUCACGUGGUGCAAUCUGGGCUGUUACCUUGUGGAAGAACUGAAACUGCUGCCAAACCUGAGUUUAAGACUGAACAGGAUCAGCGUCCGUCAUCAAACCUUGCAUCAGAAGUUUGCAAUUUGCACAGUAUUAUACCAGCGAGGGAAAUUGAAUCAAAUAUUGGGAUCAUGGAAGAACCUGAACUCUCCCAACUAUCUUUGAAUGAUUCAACUUUAGUAGAUGAAGAACUAGGACUGACAUUUCCAAUAAAAAGCAAUACAAGUCAAAAUGAAUUCCAAACAUUUACUCAGGUAAAUGAGUUGCAGCCUUCAAAGCUCAAGACCACUGAUCAUGCAAUUACGAGCUUGCAUAACUUAGAAGUUGCAGAUUGCAAAAUAAAUCACAUGGCAUCUUCUCAAAACUCUCCAAAAGCGAUGAUAUUUCAGUUUGACUCACCUACUAAGAUUUUGAAUGAAGUGGUUCUGAAGAAAAAACAUAAAUUUCUUGCAAAUUCUAAAAAACGAGUGGAGGAUAUGAAAAGAAAGAGAAGCUCUGGAGAAGUUAACUCUGAACUGCUCGAUAGAAAAAUGUCUUUGAAACAGGAACAACCCUCUGUAUUUGCAUCAUCAUCAGUAGCAGCUCACUUGAAGAUGGUGGGGGAAGUGAAAGUCUCUACUCCUGAAGAUAGAAAAGCUGCUGAAGUAGAGAUGCGCGAAAGAACAUUCCGUCUCUACAGCCAACUUGAUGAGGUUAAAACGAGGAAAAAAGAGAUGACCAGACAAAUAGAGUGCACAAGAAAUCGUGAAAAAGCAAAAGAAUUCCACAAGAAAACUUUGGAAAAACUGAGAGCUAUGAAAAGACAUCGGUGAUGCUCUACAGUCAGAAUCAAUCAAGAACAGCUACAACUUUAUCUAUGUUCAUACCUGUGUUAAUAUAUAAAUCUCUUCAAUCUGCUUUAAUAUUAGUAAAUCAUAGGUACCUUAUUUGUAAUUUUAUUUUUUGAGAUGAAUCUUAAGAAAUUGCAUCUGAAUGGUGUCUAGAAUUUGUUUCUUUUUGUAAACUUUAUAUUUGGGGUUUAUAUAUAGGAAGAAUUUGCACACUACAUUUCAUACAGUUACUUUCUAGACUUUUGUAUAAAUUUGAAACAUUGCUUUAUAUAAAUUGGGAAAUUGAUUUAUUCUGUUAAAUUACUCAUUCGUGAUUCCUUUUUUUGUUCAUCUGUAGCACAUCCACAACAUUAGUUUUGUACGUGGAAGUUUCCCAUUGUAUCAAGUAUUGCUUAGCAUUGCUGUGAAAUAAACAGGAAACUUUGUGCAUAAUAUCAAAUGCUACAUUCUAUGUAAAUCCGUCCAGUGUGUCCAAGUGUACAACUUCUUGGAUAAGUACUGCAAAUAAGAUUACAAAAUCUGUUGGA
Chiloscyllium plagiosum (whitespotted bambooshark) is the source of this 6346-nucleotide messenger RNA. RefSeq names its product centrosomal protein 295 (gene cep295). The record is from RefSeq and is a predicted model, not a curated record. Gene Ontology annotation, cellular component: centriole; cytosol; centrosome. Gene Ontology annotation, biological process: regulation of centriole replication. NCBI's taxonomy places the organism in Eukaryota, Metazoa, Chordata, Chondrichthyes, Orectolobiformes, Hemiscylliidae.